Messenger RNA from Fonsecaea nubica, 1929 nucleotides. RefSeq lists its product as hypothetical. The transcript has 3 exons. The record is from RefSeq and is a predicted model, not a curated record. The coding region runs from base 1 to 1929 and encodes 642 amino acids. Gene Ontology annotation, biological process: DNA-templated transcription; regulation of DNA-templated transcription. Gene Ontology annotation, molecular function: DNA binding; DNA-binding transcription factor activity, RNA polymerase II-specific; zinc ion binding. NCBI's taxonomy places the organism in Eukaryota, Fungi, Ascomycota, Eurotiomycetes, Chaetothyriales, Herpotrichiellaceae.
AUGUCAACGGCUUCCAAAAUCAAUGGAGCAUGUAUCAUUUGCCGGAAACGAAAGGUCAAAUGUGACCUGACACAGGUCGGCCAACCCUGCACAAAUUGUCGGUCGGGCGAAUACGAUUGCGUACCGCACCGGAGAAAACGGAGGCGAUAUACCGUCACUGACUCCCCCGAGGACUCUGCCAAUGUCACGCAGCAAGGUCAGGGAGCGGACCACAACGAAUCUAUGGGCCCUCCACGCUCGUCUCUGCCUGUGGUCGCGGGCUCGGAGCAGAUUGCUAUCGUCGUCGAUGACUCUGAUCAGCGCACCUCCCCUGUUUUCGGAGACUCCUCGACCACCGAGUACAGCUACGUUGGCCGAAGCGAAUAUCUCGGCGGCCAAAUUCACUUUACGGAAGACCUGACUCGUCGUCCGUCUCGCUCUCGUCCCGAUGUUUCACCGUAUGACUCUGACCUCCAUUUUCUUCAGAUUCAGCAUGCGCUGGAGUUGCCCCCGCGGCCGGUAAGAGCAGCUUUGGUCUCUGCCUUUAUGGAGCGAUGCCAUCCAUGGACACCCAUCGUCGAGCGCAGGUGGGUCAAUGAGCCCAAUCAUCGCCACGACUCCUUGUUGCUUCAGCAGUCCGUCUUUCUAGCGGGCAGCAGAGUCCUCAAUAGUCCCUUGAUGUAUGCCUCAUCUCAGGAGUACUAUGCGAGAGCACGGACAUUGUUCUUUCAUGGCCAUCCUCGCAACACGUUGUUGUCGAUUGUCGCAACGUGCCUAUUACAGUGGUGGAAUCCUACAGGGCCGGAGACCAUUUCAACAGACACGAGCAGUUUUUGGACUCGGAUCGGUAUCGAGCUCGCUCACCAGAUGGGACUCCAUCUUGAGCCUAAAGACCAGCCUCACAAGGGCUUCAGAAGGAGGCUAUGGUGGACGCUUGUGACCCGCGAUAACAUAGUCUCCGUCGGUGUUGGGCGUCCGCGGACGAUAAACCUGGAUGAUUCGACUGUCAAAGCACCCUCGAUCAAUGACUUCCAGGUCGUCGACACCAAUGCGCACCUCUUUGUUGCCCACGUCAGCAUUUGUCGCCAAAUGGGCGACCUCGCUGAGGCGCACCGGAGACGACUUCUCACUGAUGUGCGAAGACAGUCAUUUGAGAACUCUUUGUUCUGCUGGAUCCAUCAACUUCCACCGAGCUUGAAAGUAUCUCACGAACAGCCGUUGAAAGUCUUGUCAGCUUAUAGCCUCGAAAAGUUUCAACUGUACAUCUGUUAUUUCGUGUCCUUGUUGAUUUUAUACAAGGGUACAAGGGUUAACACGCCCGAGUCCACGGCGGCACUGAUGGCAGCCUCUUUCGUCGCCGGGAUGUUGGAAGAAAUAAUGGCCAGGGAUGAGAUUCGCUACCUUAGUCCAAUCUUCCCAUUCUACGCGCUUGCUGCCGGUCUGACCGGGUUGACAGGCUACCGCUAUACCGAUUUACGUACGAAGACUGAAGAGGACUUUGCUGUCAUCAAGGCUGUCCUCGAACACCUAGGUCACCGAUGGCAAUCUGCUAACGGAGUGUCGUGUGCACUCUUGAGGGUGAGAGAGAUGGUCCAGGGACAGUCUACGCUUGACUACGCGCCGGUGCCGCUAACGCCCAACUUGUGCCGCUUUUUCGAGGCUUUCAGUCCAGACCUCUGUCGUUGUUGGCAUUUUCAGAGUACUCGGCCCACAGUGUCAUCUUCUGAUACCAAUCGAGAUUCGCAGGACAGUGUAAGGCUCCCACAUAUAAUUCUCCCACGGGAGGAGCCAGUGGUGACCCAAAACCAGACCUUAAUCUCAGACCAGGUUGACUUGCCGCGUCGCAUACACGAUGAGGAUCUACCUCUAUUCAAUGAUGCCGCUCUCGGAACCGAUGCCGCGUGGUUAUUCGAUGACGCAUUCUUCACUGAGAACUCGGUUCUGAGCUGA